Molecule: messenger RNA, 671 nt
Organism: Maniola jurtina (meadow brown)
Lineage: Eukaryota; Metazoa; Arthropoda; Insecta; Lepidoptera; Nymphalidae
Product: NADH dehydrogenase [ubiquinone] 1 beta subcomplex subunit 9-like
Exons: 3
Coding region: 210-629 (139 amino acids)
Biological process (GO): mitochondrial electron transport, NADH to ubiquinone
Source: RefSeq, a predicted model, not a curated record
UGAACUGCAAAAAAUAUCUAUAUCAGAAGUUCUGGUUGUAUUGUUCUAUUUAUUAUUUUUAUGACACCUCUUUGUCAACUUAUUAUUUAUGUCAAUAAGUUGAAUUGAAUUUUAGUGACAUAUUAAGGAUUUUACUACAAGGAUUAUAGUUAGUAGCGAGAAUACGAGAAAAUAUUAUUUAAUUUUUUCAAAUUGCAUGGUAAUAAACUAUGGCUUUUGCGCCGGAAUUGAGGACUCACGCACAAAAAGUUUGCACUCUUUACAAAAAAGCAAUGAGACAAAUCGAGAGCUACUAUGUAGCAAGAUUUGUCGUAAGGUACCACCAGGUGAUACUGAGGUCACGCUUUGACAAGAAUAAGUGCGAAAAGGACCCCAAAGAACAACGUCGGCUGUACUGGGUUGGAGAGCAUGAAUUGUUUGACAAGACCCAUCCCAUUCCUAUUGCCAAAUUCACUCAUUCUACCGGCAUAGCUGGAGGGCCCGCGUUCGAACGUGUAGUGCAGCCCCCGGACUGGGUGCUGGACUACUGGCACCCGCUGGAGAAGGCGCAGUACCCACAGUACUUCCGUUGUCGCGAGGCGCGCAAGUGCGAAUACAUACGUCACUGGCAAAAUGGCACGCUCAUGUAAACCGACGACCACAUGAAUAAUAAAGUACUUAUGUUUUAUGUA